Macadamia integrifolia is the source of this 801-nucleotide messenger RNA. RefSeq names its product ferredoxin-like. The transcript has a single exon. NCBI's taxonomy places the organism in Eukaryota, Viridiplantae, Streptophyta, Magnoliopsida, Proteales, Proteaceae. The record is from RefSeq and is a predicted model, not a curated record. Gene Ontology annotation, biological process: electron transport chain. Gene Ontology annotation, cellular component: chloroplast. The coding region runs from base 102 to 536 and encodes 144 amino acids. Gene Ontology annotation, molecular function: electron transfer activity; 2 iron, 2 sulfur cluster binding.
CACCCAGCAAAUACCACAAAGUGCACUAGUCUUUGCAGCCAUUAGAGCUUCCUCUCUGUAUUCUCAUUUCUUCCGUUGUUCUUUGCAGUGAGAAAGCUACUAUGGCAACUUCAGCUACACUCUCUAGUACCAUGGUUAGCACUUCCUUCUUCAGAAGGCAACCUGCAACAAGCCUUCGUUCCCUUCCUAAUGUUAGCCAAGCUCUGUUUGGAAUCAAAGCUGGGCGUGGCAGGAUAACAGCCAUCAUGCACAAAGUGAAGCUGAUUACACCUGAAGGACCAAAAGAAUUUGAAUGCCCAGAUGAUACUUACAUUCUUGACGCGGCCGAGGAAGCGGGUAUCGAUCUUCCUUACUCGUGCCGUGCUGGUUCUUGCUCUUCAUGUGCAGGAAAAAUCGUGGACGGGGAUCUUGAUCAAUCGGAUGGUAGUUUCCUUGAUGAUGACCAGAUUAAUGAAAAAUGGGUUCUUACUUGUGUUGCCUAUCCACAAUCUGAUCUGGUUAUUGAGACCCACAAAGAGGAGGAGCUCACUGGUUGAUCAUCUCUAUCUGUUGCAAUGGAAGUUGCCCUCUAGAGGGAGUCACUGUCACUUUUUCUUUCCUUUUAUAUCUUUUUUAAUCAUCUAGUUCAGUUUGUAUGAGUGUUAUGCUUCUGAAAAGAGUAAUUUAAUGUUUUGUAAUUGCAAACAAGAUUCUUGUAUCUUUUCAUUAGAUUACCCGUGUGUAAGCUCCCAUCCCCCUGUCUCUCUGUUCUGUUUUUAUAUUAUAGAAGCUGCUGAUAGUGGGCAAGAAUCCAUUUCCAGA